GCCGCCCUCUGCUUGCCAGCCAGAGAUCUGAGUGAGCUCUGGCCCGGGCAGGCUGCAAGUGGAUUCCCAGGGUGCUCAGCAUCACCUCUCCAGGGGGAGCACGGUGGAGACCUGCACCUCAGGACGGGGCUAGCCAAGCCUUCAACAGGGAGAGCUGGUAGGGCUAUGGUCCCGGUUCCCUGCUGGUGCAGAAUGGAGCUGCGUCCUUAUCAAUGGGAAGUGAUCAUGCCUGCCUUGGAAGGCAAGAAUAUCAUUGUGUGGCUGCCCACGGGCACCGGAAAGACCCGGGCGGCUGCCUAUGUGGCCAAGAGGCACCUGGAGACGGUGACUGGAGCCAAGGUGGUGGUCCUGGUCAACAGGGUGCACCUGGUGACCCAGCACAGCGAGGAGUUCAGCCGCAUGUUGGAUGGACGCUGGGCCAUGACCACCCUGAGGGGGGACAUGGGACCGCGGGCCAGCUUCGGGCACCUGGCCCGGUGCCACGACCUCAUCAUCUGCACAGCUGAGUUGCUGCAGCUGGCGUUGGCAAGCACGGAGGAGGAGGAGCAUGUGGAACUCACAGCCUUCACACUGCUCGUGGUGGACGAGUGUCACCACACGCACAAGGACACCGUCUAUAAUGUCAUCCUGAGUCGCUACCUGGAGCUUAAGCUGCAGAGGGUGCAACCUCUGCCACAGGUGCUGGGACUCACAGCCUCCCCUGGCACUGGUGGGGCCUCCAAGCUCCAGGGAGCCAUCGACCACAUCCUAAAGCUCUGUGCCAACUUGGACACCUGGCGCAUCAUGUCACCAGAGCGCUACCAGUCCCAGCUGCAGCAGCACGUCCAGCAGCCCCGCAAGCGAUAUGACCUCUGCCACCGUCGCAGCCAGGACCCAUUUGGGGACUUGCUGAAGAAGCUCAUGGACCGAGUGCAUGACCAGAUGGAUAUGCCCAAGCUGAGCCGGGACUUUGGCACACAGAACUACGAGCAGCAGGUGGUGGAGCUGAGUCAGACUGCGGUUGAGGCUGGGCAGCAGGAGUGGCGGGUAUAUGCACUUCACCUGAGGCGCUACAACGAUGCGUUGCUCAUCCACGACACGGUGCGCGCCGUGGAUGCCCUGGAAGCCCUGCGAGAUUUCUACAACAGGGAGCGUGCCACUAAGGCUCAGAUCCUGCAUGCCGAGCGCUGGCUGCUGGCACUGUUCAAUGAAUAUAAGGAUGAGUUGGACUGUCUGGCAACACAAGGCCCUGAGAACCCCAAGCUGGAGAAGCUGAAAAGCAUCCUGCAGGAGCAGUUCAGAGGCCCUAAGAACCCCCGGGGCAUCAUCUUCACUCGCACCCGCCAAAGUGCCCGCUCUCUGCUGCUCUGGCUCCAGCAGCAGCCUGACCUGCAGAUGGUCGACAUCAAAGCCCAGCAGCUGAUUGGGGCGGGCAGCGGCAGUCAGAGCUCACACAUGACCCAGAGGGACCAGGAAGACGUGAUUCGGAGGUUCCGGGCUGGCACGCUAAACCUGCUGGUGGCCACAAGCGUGGCCGAGGAGGGGCUGGACAUCCUGCAGUGCAGCAUAGUGGUGCGCUAUGGGCUGCUCACCAACGAGAUCUCCAUGGUACAGGCCAGGGGCCGGGCCCGUGCGGGUCAGAGCGUGUACUCAUUUGUGGCGACCAAGGACAGCCAGGAGCUACGGAGGGAACUGACCAACGAGAUGUUAGAGGAGCUGAUGAAGCAGGCAGUGGCUGCUGUGCAGAAGAUGGACCCAGCAGAGUAUGAGGCCAAGAUCCGAGAUCUGCAGCUCGCAGCCCUAAUCCACCGGGCAGCCCGGGCUGACCAGAAGAAGCAAGCACGGAACCAGUUCACUGCGGAGCAGGUGCGGCUACGGUGCAUCAACUGCAUGGAGGCUGUGGGCCACGGGAGUGACCUGCGGAAGGUGGAGGGUGCCCACCACGUCAACGUGAACCCCAACUUCUCGAUCUACUAUACUGUCUCCCGGGACCCCGUGGUCAUGGACAGAGAGUUCCGGGACUGGAAGCCUGGGGGUGUCAUUAGCUGCAGGAACUGUGGGGAGCCCUGGGGUCUGCAGAUAAUCUACAAGUCCCAGAACCUGCCGGUGCUCAAAGUCCGCAGCAUGCUGCUCGAGACCCCCCGAGGGCGAAUCCAGGCCAAGCAGUGGUCCCGCGUUCCUUUCCCGGUGCCAGAGUUUGACUUUGUACAGCAUUGCGGCCUGAGCUUGGAGGAUCUCCUCCUGGACUGACCGCCGUGGUGCUGUAGUACCCAGCUCAGCCUGCAGGGAGCAGGAGAGUCCGCAGCAGCAGUCACCUCCUCUGUCCCCAUCACUCCAAACCCU
Messenger RNA from Ochotona princeps (American pika), 2322 nucleotides. RefSeq names its product DExH-box helicase 58 (gene DHX58). Lineage: Eukaryota; Metazoa; Chordata; Mammalia; Lagomorpha; Ochotonidae. Gene Ontology annotation, biological process: positive regulation of interferon-beta production; response to virus; innate immune response. Gene Ontology annotation, molecular function: zinc ion binding; DNA binding; single-stranded RNA binding. The record is from RefSeq and is a predicted model, not a curated record. The transcript is spliced from 12 exons. The coding region runs from base 166 to 2229 and encodes 687 amino acids. Gene Ontology annotation, cellular component: cytoplasm.